Messenger RNA from Melampsora larici-populina 98AG31, 1350 nucleotides. RefSeq lists its product as uncharacterized. Bases 71 to 1141 code for a protein of 356 amino acids. Lineage: Eukaryota; Fungi; Basidiomycota; Pucciniomycetes; Pucciniales; Melampsoraceae. The transcript is spliced from 10 exons. Gene Ontology annotation, molecular function: water channel activity. Gene Ontology annotation, biological process: transmembrane transport. Gene Ontology annotation, cellular component: plasma membrane. The record is from RefSeq and is a predicted model, not a curated record.
CUGAUAUCCAUUCGUUAAUCAAGUCUAUUCUUAAGUGCAUUCAUUCAUUCAAACAUCCAUUUAACUCAAGAUGAAGAGUAAGCCUCAAUUAGACUGGCCCCUAUUGAAAUGGAGGCCGUCGCAAGCAUUUGACGAUAUAAAGAAUGACUUAGUCUCUGCGACUGGCGAGUUUUUCGGGACAUGCAUCUUUCUGUUAGUUGGAUUAGGUGGGAUUCAAGCAGCUGCUACUUCCAAUCAAUUUACGCUCGCCCAAGCAGAGACGAACAGAACAGCUAGUGAUGGUUCAACUGGAGCCAGUGCUAUCAACACGGUUGCAUCUUUGGAACAACUGACCUACAUCUCCGCUUCGAUGGGAUUAGGUUUACUUUUCUCUGCUUGGAUUUUCUAUCGUGCAACGGGAGCAGCAUUCAACCCAAAUGUAUCAUUUGCACUAUUAUUGAUCGGGGUUGUCAGUCCAACCCGCUUCAUCCUAUACGUAUUCGCUCAAUUUGUCGGAGCAAUCGUUGCCUGUGCACUUUUGGCCGGACUCCUUCCAGGUCCUUUAGCUGUGACACCAGCAUUAGGAGCCGGUACAAACCUUGCUCAAGGAGUCUUUAUCGAGUGCUUUGCAACAUGUGCACUGAUCUUAUCAGUCUUGUUUUUAGCCGUUGAGAAACAUCGUGCUACUUUCUUGGCACCAGUCGGCAUAGGGAUAACUCUGUUUGCUGGGCAUUUGUUUGCCACUGUAUACACAGGAGCUUCUAUGAACACAGCAAGAGCGUUCGGGCCCGCAGUGAUCACAGGAUUUAGUUCAGAUCACUGGGUAUAUUGGGUUGGACCAUCUUUAGGAUCGUUCUUGGCUGUAGCAAUCUAUGCGAUCAUGAAACGAUUCAAGUAUUGGAAAUUGACCGAAGGACAAGAUACAGAUGAAUCAAGUAAAUCUCCAACUCUUUUCCAACAUGAACCCGACCGUUCACAGCACUCUGGGGCUUCAGAAAAGCGAGGGCCUUCUGUGAGAGUUAUCCCUAGCAUCAGUCAAACCUUACAACAAGAAAAACAUGGAGGUGCAAGUGUAAGGAACUCCCCUGAAGGGGUUAGUGAUCAGAGGGAAAGUCAAAACUUGACCGCUCGAAAAAUUGCUGGAAGUGACGACAUGGUCUGAGACUCGAGAGAUAUCAGUUUGGGUUUUGGAUUAUGUACAUCCAUUCACAUUCCUCUUCGUCUUUGCUUAUUUGAGAAAGGGAAAAUCAAUCCUCAAAACAAAACAUUGUACAUAGCCAUCAAAUCCAUCUACAAAACAAUAUCGCAUACUUCAUUCCUUGUUGCACAGGCUCAUUGAAAUUUACCGUGCAAACUUCUCAGAUGAGCACC